Trichoderma citrinoviride is the source of this 1359-nucleotide messenger RNA. RefSeq lists its product as hypothetical. The transcript has 3 exons. Gene Ontology annotation, cellular component: nucleus. Lineage: Eukaryota; Fungi; Ascomycota; Sordariomycetes; Hypocreales; Hypocreaceae. Gene Ontology annotation, biological process: positive regulation of transcription by RNA polymerase II. Bases 1 to 1359 code for a protein of 452 amino acids. The record is from RefSeq and is a predicted model, not a curated record. Gene Ontology annotation, molecular function: sequence-specific DNA binding; DNA-binding transcription factor activity, RNA polymerase II-specific; zinc ion binding.
AUGGGUUCUUCUAGCGGCUCUCACUCUACCAACCACACGCGGUAUUCCUCCCCUCGAGGUGGCAUAUCCCCCUACGCAGCACCAUACACGGACCGUCGAGCGAACUCUUACAACAGCGACUCGAGAGGCGGCAUGAUGAGUGACCGAGACGGAACUGAGGAGCCCAGCACGCAGCGGAAGAGAAUCGCAGUCGCGUGUAUGCGAUGCCGCAAGAGAAAGAUCCGGUGCACGGGAGACAGCGGAAACGGCCAGCCGUGCCUCAACUGCAAGAACGCCGGCUACGAGCCCUGCCAGUUCCUUCGGGUCUCCUCCCACGAAACCCACCUCAAGAACGAGCAGUUCUCCUACAGCCUCGAUGUCGCCCGCAGCUUCCAGGCCCGCGGUCCCGCCGUCGUGCCCCCGAUGCCCACGACCCCCUUGCCCUCACCGUACCCGGAGGCCCUCAGUAUGCCCAGCGGCGAGGCGCUGUCGUAUAGGAACGGCUCCGCCUCCGCCUACGCCUACGGCAGCAAGUACUAUCCCAUGUCGGCCUGGUCCGGCGGAUACGCCGACGACAGCAGCAUCGAGUAUUCGGUGUAUCCGCAGUCUUAUCCCCAGGACGCGUACAUGGUGGGCGCCUACCGCAUGGGGUCGAGCCCGGCAUCGUCGAAGCCGUCCAUGUACGUCGAGUCUGAUCCGGCCUCUGCCUAUGGCUAUCCUACCGGCCCUACCUCUGCCGCCGUUGGAGCUGCUGCCUCGACGGCGACGAUGGUUCAUCGCCCUGCUGCCGGUGCUGAAACAAACACGGGAUACGCCUAUGGAGGCAUAGCAUCUCUGAGCAACCCGCUCACCAACAGCGAGAGAAUGCUGCCCACGCCGCUAGCCCGGCCCCUGACCAGCGCUCCCCAGCAGCACCAGCACCAGCACCAGCACCCGCAUCAACACCAGCACCAGCAUCAGCAUCAACACCCCUAUCGAGCAGAGUCCAUCUCCUCCGCCUACAGCAAAACGUCCCAGUCCUCAGCAGGCAGCUCCUCCCCUGCGGCCCUCUCCGAGCCGUCAACCGCCUAUACCCCCUUCGAAAACCCCCCUCUAUCCUCCUACCCAACGCCCACCGCCUCCAACUCGCACCUCCACCGCAGCGAGUCCUACACCACGGCCUCGAACCCGUCCCUCGACUCCGUCAUGGCGCCGACCGAAGAGCCGCUACGCAUGACGGCGCCCGAGAUGACGUACAAGUACACGGAUACGACGAGGCGCUACGCGAGCACGUACACUGGGGCUGGUGCUCUGGGAGGCUAUCUGACGAGCAGCCAUGGGCAUUCGCCGUAUGGGAUGAGCGGCGAGGAGAAUGAGCGGAAGUCUGGCAUGCGGAGCUGA